AUGAAGACAGCCACCCUAGAUCCAUUUUUCCGAUGUUCAACCGGGGGGCUCGCGUUGCACUUGCCACGGCAGGCCUCCUAUCGUGUACGUCGAAUAGGAAGUACUGAUGAUUGCUUCCGGUGUAAUCUUCGAUCACGCGCAAGCCUCUUGCUAAAAGGUGCUCGUUGGCUAGAGAGUCCUCUGGGAUCGCCUCUCUGUAGCCAGGCUUUCGGAAGUAGUAGUAGUAGUAGUAGUAGUAGUUUUAGCGUUAGUAGUACUAGUAGUAGUAGUUUUAGCGGUAGUAGUAGUAGUAGUCGUAGUUUUAGUGGUGGUAGUAGUAGUAGAAGUAGUUUUAGCAGUACAAUAAGUAGUAGUAGUUUUAGCAGUAGAAUAAGUAGUAGUAGUUUUAGCAGUAGAAUAAGUAGUAGUAGUUUUAGUAGUAGAAUUAGUAGUAGCAGUUUUAACAGUAGAAUAAGUAGUAGUAGUUUUAGCAGUAGAAUAAGUAGUAGUAGUUUCAGCAGUAGAAUAAGUAGUAGUAGUUUUAGUAGUAGAAUUAGUAGUAGCAGUUUUAACAGUAGAAUAAGUAGUAGUAGUUUUAGCAGUAGAAUAAGUAGUAGUAGUUUCAGCAGUAGAAUAAGUAGUAGUAGUUUUAGUAGUAGAAUAAGUAGUAGUAGUUUUAGCAGUACAAUAAGUAGUAGUAGUUUUAGCAGUAGAAUAAGUAGUAGUAGUAGUAAUAAAAGUAGUAGUAGUUUUAGUGUAAGUAGUAGCAGUAGCAGUAGUUUUAGCGGUAGUAGCAGUAGUAGCAGUAGUAGCAGUAGUAGUUUUAGUAGUAGUACGUACUAUAUCUAG
Molecule: messenger RNA, 828 nt
Organism: Vespa mandarinia (Asian giant hornet)
Lineage: Eukaryota; Metazoa; Arthropoda; Insecta; Hymenoptera; Vespidae
Source: RefSeq, a predicted model, not a curated record